Messenger RNA from Aspergillus fumigatus Af293, 1347 nucleotides. The record is from RefSeq and is a predicted model, not a curated record. Lineage: Eukaryota; Fungi; Ascomycota; Eurotiomycetes; Eurotiales; Aspergillaceae.
AUGGAAUCUUACAGUGCAUCAUCGUGUCAAGAUCGUUGUGCCCGAACAAGGCGCAGCUCUGGUUCGACCAACAGCGAAGCCUCGGAUCGGUCGAAAAGCACGGUCCCUACGGUCUACAGCUAUCGGCCCACAUCUAAGCGACAGCCAGAAACGGAUCGCUUCACGAUGGACCCUAGAGAUUCUACAUCGACGUAUGCAUCCACGAUACCAUCGACCGACGGGUUACCGGAAGACCCGCAAUAUGAGGUUAUCGACCGAAAGCCGGAGAUCUAUGCCACUGACGCGAUCCCUUCCAGUCCAACCACUUUUGCAGAGCUAUUCCCCUCAUCCCGACGGCUACUGAUUCGGCACGAUGAUUCGACACUAGAUGGUAAUAUGAAUCUACGGGUCGACACUUUAGUGCCUCGAAGGGGCGGCUAUCAACAAGAUGUAAUCCUUUUUCAUCUCCGCAUGUAUGACUUGUUCUCGAGAAAGUUCUCAUUUCGGCGCUACUGUCGCGAGUCUGGUCGUGAGAUCUGUCACUCAGAAAGGAGGCCCAGAUCGUCCAGUAUCGACAAGAGGCCCAUCCUCCAGCGCUCCUGGAGCAGUGUGUUGGCAAGCUUGCGACCUGGGUCGAGUGGGAAUGGAACGAUAGCUGGCGCUGAACAUAAGCGCCACAACUCAGGACAUCACUCGAUCAAGCAGGAAGGUGCAAAUUUGGAUGAUGCAACAGCAGAUGCCAAGGAGUAUCCCAGUCGCCCAGUCGCCCUCGCAGAUACAACGGUGUUAGAAUUUUCUAAUUAUGCGCAUGUAGAGGUCAAGAGGCGAGGCGCAGGGAUACCCAAGCGGUACGAAUUCGAGUAUUGGUCCACGAAAUACUACUGGAAGAAAGAGUGCAGGAAAGAAGGAGAUUUGCGAGAAGUGUCCUACCAUCUCAUCAACACGCGGACGUCCAAGAUUAUCGCUCAUAUUGUGCCCGAGAUCCUCACGCCGGUGGAAGCUGUCGAGGAGGAGAGUAAGGGCGGUUGGGUUCCUUCGUCCUCAAUGUGGAUUAGCGAUUCAUCAGUGUACGAAAAAAUGCAUGAGGUUGCCGAGAACUUGGGUAAAUUCGCCGCUACGGCUGGAUCCCUUGCAUGUCCGUGUAUCUGGUUCGCUGGCGACGAGGAUCCCAGCUGGACUUGCUUGUUAGUUGUUGUUGUUGUUGUUGUUGUUGUUGUUGUUGUUGUUGUUGUUGUUGUUGUUGUUGUUGUUGUUGUUGUUGUUGUCAUUGUCCCUCGAAUGUGUAACAGGAACUCUGCGGCCUCUAGUUAUCGCUGUGUCGACACUUGUCGGUCGACUGAGUCGGAUGACCUCCUUUCGGGUGUUUAG